This is a messenger RNA of Scomber japonicus (chub mackerel), 1063 nucleotides long. RefSeq names its product glucagon b (gene gcgb). Gene Ontology annotation, cellular component: extracellular region. Gene Ontology annotation, molecular function: glucagon receptor binding; hormone activity. The coding region runs from base 171 to 644 and encodes 157 amino acids. The transcript is spliced from 4 exons. Gene Ontology annotation, biological process: response to starvation. The record is from RefSeq and is a predicted model, not a curated record. Lineage: Eukaryota; Metazoa; Chordata; Actinopteri; Scombriformes; Scombridae.
GCUUUUACCACCCGGAAAACAAAGUCAAACACAUUCAAUGGACUGAGACGGAAGCUGAUUAAUGGGUUGAGAGUAACAGAGAAUGUGCUGAGGUUUCUGUGACGGAGAAGUCACCUGGGAGAGUGCUCCUCGCCUCAACUAUAUAAGACUGAGCAGACCAAGAGGGGACCAUGAAGCAGCUUGAGAAGCCAGGGAGAAGAAGGGCACCCAUCAACGCACUCAACAAUCCCUUUCUCAGACGCUCAACAGAAAAGAGCAAAGAAGCUCAAAAAAUGAAAAACAUUCACUCUUUCGCUGGACUCCUGCUCCUCAUCAUCAUCCAAAGCAGUUGGCAGGUGCCUGACAGGGACACAGACCGGAACUCAAUGCUAUUGACUGAAAACUCCGUGCUGACCGAACCCACUGAGCUUUCAAACAUGAAGAGACAUUCUGAGGGGACAUUUUCCAAUGACUACAGUAAAUAUCUGGAGACAAGAAGAGCUCAAGACUUUGUCCAGUGGCUAAAGAACUCAAAAAGAAAUGGGGGUCUAUUUAGACGCCACGCUGAUGGCACCUACACCAGUGACGUGAGUUCCUACCUGCAGGACCAGGCGGCCAAGGAGUUUGUGUCCUGGCUGAAGACCGGCCGUGGCAGAAGAGAGUAGACUCAACCAGAGCGCCUGCCAGCACCCCCCAAAAAUAAUGCAACAACCCACACUGACUCUCUGUGCUUUUAUAUGUUUCACAAUCUGUACUCGCCUUUUCCUUGGUAUUGCUAUUAAAUUCACCUCAUAAGAAGCUCUGUUGGCCUUAAGUGGUUGAAGGAAAUGUUGUCAAAAUGCAAAAUAUUUCAGUAUGUUUGAAAUGUGUCUCGACCAUUAAUGCUGUGUGAUUUUUUUUAAACCAAGCAUUCACAUCAUGAUUCAUUUCUUUCAUAUUUUUCAUCUUCCUUCCAACAUGAGUAUGUAAGAGUAUGUCAAAGUUACAUUAUUGAUCUGAAUUGCAACCAUGAUAAUUCAUCUGUAGAUAGUUUCUUAUUAUUCAGAUGAAAGUCAUAUUUAGUUUUCAAUAAAGAAAUGUGUAC